Syzygium oleosum is the source of this 1969-nucleotide messenger RNA. RefSeq lists its product as uncharacterized. NCBI's taxonomy places the organism in Eukaryota, Viridiplantae, Streptophyta, Magnoliopsida, Myrtales, Myrtaceae. Gene Ontology annotation, molecular function: calcium ion binding. The coding region runs from base 226 to 1512 and encodes 428 amino acids. The record is from RefSeq and is a predicted model, not a curated record. The transcript has 9 exons.
AACAAAGGAACCCCGGUGAUUGCAGAUCCCGAUCAUCCACGUGGCUUCCCAUGGCGAUGCCGUGGCAUCGUGUCCGCCCCCGUGUGUUUUGCUGCUUCUCCAUCGUAACUGCACGGACACAAACUGUCGGGAAAGACGAAGAAGAAGAAGAAGAAGAAGAAGCAGGAGAAAGAAGGAAGCAGCAGCAGCAGCAGCAGCUUUGGUGAUUUCGCGAGAACGACGCCAAUGGGCAACUCCCAAUCCCAAUCGCCCCCCGCCCAUCCUCGCUUUGCCUCUGCCUCCAGAGCUUUCACCCAGAAGGAAUUGGAAGAUCUCAGAUCGGUGUUCGUUUCUCUGGCCGCCCAAUCCCAGGUCAAUGGCCAUCACGUCUCUCUCCCUGUUUUCCAGGCAUAUUUUCAGCUCCAUGUCCCUCUGAGCGAGAGGUUGUUCGAUUUGAUUACCCAGAAAAGGAAAGAUGGGCAGCUUAACUUCGAAGACCUCGUCAUUGCCAAGGCUACUUAUGAAAAAGGGACGAGAGAUGAGAUUGAGGAGUUCAUCUAUCAGUUACUAGAUGUGGAUGAUGAUGGAAACGUGACGAGGUCUGAUCUGGAAUCUGUUAUGAUCACAGUGUUUGACAGUGUUUUUAGUCCCAAGAGGGUUCAAACCGGAGGGAGUCCAAAACAACAGGAUCUUCGCAUUUUUCUUGAUUCUGCAAAUUUCUCAGAGAAUGUGCAAGGAUAUGGUGACCAAAGUAUGUCGUUAGAGGAUUUGAGAAGAUGGUUUGCGGUUGUGCCGUCGGUUAGGAAGUUCCUUGGAAGCUUGUUGGUGCCUCCCAAUUCAGGUUCUCUUUCCCCAGGAAGACCGGGUACUCAAGUUCCUCGUCUAUCAUGUUGGAAUAACAUUGAUUCUGCCGAGAUCAUUUUAAAGGAAGAGUAUGCUUGGCAUAUAGGUGGUGUUCUCUCGGAGGAAGAGCUCGAGCAAUGGAAACUCUUGUACCACAGUUCUCUCAAUGGCCUCAGUUUCAACACAUUUUUGGGGAGCAUCAACAACAGCGAAGGGCCAACAAUCUUAAUUAUUAAGGACAGAGAAGGCCAUAUAUAUGGAGGCCACGCUUCUCAGCCUUGGGAGAGGCACAGUGAAUUCUAUGGAGAUAUGAAGUCUUUCCUUUUCCAGCUUUAUCCUCAUGUAUCCAUAUAUAGACCUACUGGAGCAAACAGAAAUGUACAAUGGUGUGCAGUAAACUUCAGUUCGGAGGAUAUCCCAAACGGGAUUGGUUUUGGAGGGCGCGUGAAUCACUUUGGCCUCUUCAUUUCAGCGAGCUUCGACCAGGGGCAGACGUUUGCAUGCACGACGUUUGGUAGCCCCUGCCUUUCGACGGCCAACCGAAUUCUCCCAGAAGUGAUCGAGUGUUGGGGAGUCGUCCAAAAGAAGCAACAAGAAAAGCAGGAUGCUGUAAGAGGGACUGUGUUGGAGAGAUUCAAGGAGGAUCGCCAUAUGCUUAACAUGGUCGGUCUCGCAAAUUCUAGCGAGUAAUGAGAAGGCUUGAGAUAUUGGCAGUGAAGAUAAAUGAUAUCAAUCAUCGAUAUGAUGAAGUAGAGAUAUUCCGUGAUUCAAGCCUGGCUACUUUAGUAAUGGCUACACAGACCUUUGCCCGUCGAGCUAUCCAACCAAUCGGCAGUUUGGUGAAUCAUUAGGGCCUGCCUUCAAUUGGCGGUGGGCGAAUUGAAUCCAGGGCGUGCCUUCGAUUGGAGCAUUUAAUGUUCGAUCAAAUUCAGAAGGUUGGACUGUGACGUCUUGCUUUCCUGGGUUGGCUUCCACUUGUAGGACUGGACCAAAAGAUUUUAAGAAUCACAAACAUCAGUAGUGAACUUAGGUAGCAGGAUAAGUUUGUCUGAUCUUGCUUUUCAUGGAUGUUGUGUCUUUGAACGCCAUAGGCGAUAGACCGGAAAAUUAUCAAAAAAGUUCUAAACUUAUUGCACUUGUGUCAAUU